UCCCAGCUCCGGUGCGGGCGGCUCCCGCUAUGGCUGCACUGCGGAGGCUCCUGUGGCCGCCGCCUCGGCUGCCGCCUCCGCUGUCGGCUCACCAGCCCUUCCCAGGGCCGUGGGGGCGGCCUGCGGGGACAGCCCCGGGCCUUCCCGGGCGGCCCUUCCCCUGCCGGGAGGAUGAGGAGCGAGCUGUGGCCGAGGCGGCUUGGAGGCGGCGGCGGCGCUGGGGCGAGCUGAGCAUCGCGGCGGCGGCCGGCGGGGGUCUCGUCGGCCUCGUGUGCUACCGGCUGUACGGGGAGCCCAGGUCCGACCCACCCGAGCCCGGACGGCCCUCAGAGAGCGCGGCCGCGGAGCCCGAGGACCCACCCCGCGGCCGGGGGCUGUUGCCCAUCCCGGUCGCGGCUGCCAAGGAGACCGUUACUGUUGGCAGAACAGACAUUGAAGACUUAGACCUCUAUGCUACGUCUCGGGAGAGGCGAUUUCGUUUAUUUGCUUCUAUAGAAUGUGAAGGGCAGUUAUUCAUGACUCCGUAUGAUUUUAUUUUGGCUGUUACAACAGAUGAGCCCAAAUUUGUUAAAACAUGGAAGUCACUUUCCAAACAGGAAUUGAAUCAGAUACUCUCAGAAACACCACCAGUUUGGAAAGGAUCAUCAAAGCUAUUUCGAAACCUUAAAGAAAGAGGUGUGAUUUCUUAUACAGAAUAUCUUUUUCUUUUAUGUAUUUUAACAAUUUUUGCUCAUGGACUUAAAAUGUUAGUGCUAAAGACCAGCAGGUAUUAUACACUUCAAGAGAUAUUCAGGAAAAAAAAUGAAAAGAGAGAAACUAAAGGAGAUGAAGAAAAGCGUGCAUUGCUGCGUCUUCAACUUUAUGGAUACCAUUCUCCUACUAAUAGUGUACUUAAAACAGAUGCUGAGGAACUUGUCUCCAGAAGCUAUUGGGAUACAGUGAGACGUAACACGAGCCAAGCACUCUUUUCAGACCUCGCAGAGCGUGCUGAUGACAUCACAAGUUUAGUAACUGAUACUACACUUCUUGUACACUUUUUUGGAAAGAAAGGAAAAGCUGAGCUCAACUUUGAAGAUUUUUAUAAAUUCAUGGAUAACCUCCAAACAGAAGUUCUAGAAAUAGAAUUCCUUUCCUACUCUAAUGGAAUGAAUACUAUCAGUGAAGAAGAUUUUGCUCAUAUUCUUUUACGAUAUACAAAUGUGGAAAAUACAUCAGUAUUUUUGGAAAAUGUGCGUUACAGUAUAUCUGAAGAAAAGGGCAUCACAUUUGAUGAAUUCAGGUCAUUUUUUCAGUUUCUUAACAACCUAGAAGACUUUGCAAUAGCCCUGAAUAUGUAUAACUUUGCAAGUCGUUCUAUAGGGCAAGAUGAAUUUAAACGUGCCGUCUAUGUAGCUACUGGACUCAAACUUUCACCACAUUUGGUGAACACUGUCUUCAAGAUUUUUGAUGUUGACAAAGAUGAUCAAUUAAGUUAUAAAGAAUUUAUUGGAAUUAUGAAAGACAGACUCCAUAGAGGAUUCCGGGGUUAUAAAACAGUCCAGAAGUAUCCAACUUUCAAAUCAUGCCUGAAGAAAGAACUCCAUAGCAGAUAAAUACUCGUAAAGCAAAGUUUAAAGGAUUACUAUUUAUGUGACAAAUGCAAGAAGCAGAAAUUUCAGAGAGAGGAAGCAGGUCUGAGAUCAGAACAAGUAGAAAAUGAAGGAAAAGGUGGAAUGCUGUGAAAUUUAUAUUUUUUCUUGAACCGAAUUCUUAAACAUAAAACAGAUAAAAUGCAUCUUCUUACUACAAAUGUUAUAUAUACUCAAGUUGAGCUUUUGCCUUGAUUUACUGAACUUUCUGCACUUUUUCAUUCCCUUCAGAAGUAUAUAUAUACUUCCAAUGACUACAUAAGAAUGUAUGUAAAAUAUUUUUUAUUUAUUUAUUAGUAAUUUGCCUCAUUUCAAAAUAAUUUAUGACUCGUGGAAUAUAGAUCACCUAAAAAUGAACAUCACAUUUUCUUUGUUUUGGGACUGUGAACUUAUUUUCAGAGAAUGAAUAUUGCUUAGGAUUUCUCUUAGGACCCUUAGCAUUGUUAACAAAUCUGUUAUUUAUCAGAUUUUUAAUUACAUUGAAAUAAUUCUGGAAAACUAAAUGAAGCUACUGUAUAAUGUAAUGGUUUACAUUGUACUUUUAACUUUUAAAAGUACUAACAUAUGUUGCUUGACUUGCAUAAAAAGUUUUUUAAAAUUUUUGUUCAUUUACCAAAGUCAACAGAAUGUCUAGUAUUCUUUUAUGUAUGCAGUAAUUUAAAAUGUAGAUUUUUUUUUACCCCCAAAAACAGUCAUGGCAGUGAUAGUUGUCAUAACAGUAAUCACUGUCCUUGUCACUAUCUUCUAAAACAUAAUGCUGCUCCUGAUUGCAGGUAGUAUAUGUUAAUAACACUAGUAAAAAUACUAUCUUAGAGCCUGUUGCAUAUUGUCAAUGUAUGUAUGUAACAUCAAAGUGGGUGUUGUAAGAGACUAAUAUAAAAUGGUUUAGAAGACUGAUGUAUAUAUUAGGUAGAAGCUAAUAUUUUGUUUUUUUUCAAAAGGACCACAUGCAAAAGUGAUGCCAAACAGCCAGUAAUAAUGAAUCAUUUAAAUAUAAUUUAUUAUUUCAAAAUAAUAUGUCUUAAAAAGGAAAAUAAAAACUUUCUAUUGAAUCACAAUGAAAUUAGAUUUUCACAUGGAGAAAUAAUUUAAUAGUACUUAAUAGAAAUCUAUUCAAUUCAGAACAUUUACUUUAUACAAGGAUACUAUACCAAAAUAGAAUAAUGAACUUAAAUUAAUAAAUUUAUAUAUCGCAUGUGGAAGAUAAGCUCAUUUAUCUUCCUUUCUAAGACAUAUUUAAUAUAAGUUAUAUACACUCCAACUAGUACCUUGCUUUUGCAUAUGAAAAUAGGAAACACUGAUUUUGUUUUUGUAAGUUAUUAUAUGUGAAAUUGAUCUGCAUCAACUUAUUUAUAAAAGUAUUAUUAUUUCCGAGAAAAUAUUAUUAGCAUUGAUUUUGUAUUUGUUAGACUUUCUACAUUCUUUAUCUGAUAUUAUUUAUUACACUAAUUAGAAAUAUAUAAUUCAUAAAUUUAAGGAUCCCAUCUUGUAUAAUAAUUUAAUUUCACCUGCUUUGAAGGUUGACUCAAAUGACUAAAUGAAAAUGCCUUCCCACUCAUUUAACAUGCCCGGGUCUUUUUUUUACACUGUGAACUUCCUAGAGAAGUAAUCCCAGGUCUACUUUAUCUUAUACUGAAGGUUCUCAACAUUAUUUGGUAUCUAAAAUAAUUGAAAAAAUGUAAUUUUCUUUAAUCCUUGACUGUAAGUUAUAUUAUCUUACAUACAUGGAAAAUCCUAUAAAUAUAGAUUAAAAAUUAAAUUAGCCCAUUAAAAUCCUUUACAAUUCUGUUAUUCUCCCAAGAAAAAAUAGUAUACUACAUACACAGUCUUUAUUCUUUACUGCUUAUCAGAGUGAAUGGGUGAAUAUCUGUUUGAAAGGUUGCCGCAUAAUGUUAAAAUGGGUAUAAAAUAUUCUGAUCAAUUAAAGUGUAAAGGAAAGUAGUAAAUUACAGUGAGUCCCUUCAUAUUAUCACUCUGGAAUUUUAUCAUAUAUAAAAUGAGAGGUAAAAAUAGCUCACUAGAUUGUUAUUUGCAUCAAUUUAAAAUUUUUUAAAUGCUUUGAAAAUAAUAAUGUCCUAACUAUUAAUACAUGUAUGCUGUUAUUUUCAGUAUUUCUUUCCACAAACUAUUCUUUGGAAAGCUAAACAGUUUAUAGUACUUCUCAGAAUCACUUCAUAAUAAGAAAUUUAUUAAACUUAAAUUUCAAUUUAUUUUUCUUAUAAUUAUAAAGCAACCUGUCUUACAUUCUUAUAUUAUCUUAAAAUAAAUACCUGCCCAUUAAUCAGGAAACAUUGUACUUUGCUUUUAUGUAUGUCUGUGGACUAAUAAUGUCCUUCUGAAAUGUUACCUCCAAACUUUGGAAAUCUUUAUGGGUUACCAAACUUCUAUUGAUCUUCUACUCUCUUCUGUGGCAAUACAUGCCAAUGAAAUUUAUCUCAUCAACACCUUUAUAAGUAAGUAAAUCACACAGAGCCAUAAUGCUGCCUCUCAAAGUGCAUCAUAGGAAUUUCUACAUUAUAGAACUGUGGUCAUUGGUACUAGAAAGUGUUUCAGAAAGUUUACAUGUGACUUAAUGGAGUAUUAGUUUUGUUUAAAAUAAUUAGACCAAAACUAUAGCAGCCCCUGUUUUACAAAUGUUGGUGUUUUGUAAGUAUUGUCUUCCUAAGACAAAACCUAGAAAUCUAUCAGUUUUCAAAAUACACUAGUCAUUAUCCUACUUCUUAUAGCCAUAGAGUAAAUUAACACAUGUUAAAAGCAUAGUGCUUUUACUUCCAAAGGGUGUAAAAAUAUGAAUUGUAUAAUGUUCAGUAAGUCUAAUAAAAAUUCUAAGUGUUAAGAAA
This is a messenger RNA of Microcebus murinus (gray mouse lemur), 4468 nucleotides long. The record is from RefSeq and is a predicted model, not a curated record. Lineage: Eukaryota; Metazoa; Chordata; Mammalia; Primates; Cheirogaleidae.